AAGAGCUGCUCUGUUUCCCCUCCACACACGCACGCACGCACGCACGCACACGCGCGCGCGCGUGGACCAACUACAGUUUGGCUCGUGCACUUGGACUUGAGGCGCCAUUUCUGACUUUUUUACAGCUGCAGUGUUUUUUUAAAUAAAAAGUGAUGAAAACUACGAGGACAUCCAUUUAUUCUGCUUUGUGCUGGAGGAUGUAUUGAACGCGCUGCAUCGGACACACGCACUCACUCAUUCACUUCACACACACACACACACACACACACACACACACACACAGGGGCUCGGAGUGUUGAACUAACGGACUUUCAGAUGUGUUCACUUCGCUCCAGAAAUCUUCACAUCCCCUUUUUGAGCAACAAUGGAGCCGAGAGCCCAGGACAGCAGCAGUGGCCUUCUCUCGCUCCACCAGAUCCAAACUGUCCAUUCCAGCAACGAGUACACAGAGAGUCCCACGACCUGGCCCCGCCCACAAAACUCUGACUCUGCCCCUGAUGAAGGUGCUGUGCCAGGUCCAGAUGAUCACGCUCACGAAUCUUCACAUUCACCUCGAAGUGCUCGGAGGUCCACAUACACAGAACCGUCGUCAGAGCAAGAGACUGUGGGACACAAAGGUGAAAUUGUAGUAAAGGAACAGCCGGAGAAACUCGAACAGGAAGUGGAGAAGGGACUCCGUGUGAUAUCCACUCAGGAGCUAAGCUUUCUGGGAAAUUUGGGCAAAAAAGUGACAGCAGUAGAGGAACAACCGAGGAGCUUUGAAUCGAAACAGGAACUGUUGGAGCUGGGUGGAAGUUUUAUCUCAGAGCAGAGGAGUCUGGAAUGUGUAGGCGAACUAGAUGUUGCAAUACAGGAGCAACCCAAGAGCUGCGACUCGAAACAGGAAGAGAUGAAGCUGCUGGGAAGUGCUUCCACAGAUCAAGAGCAUUUAAAAUUGGAACCAAAACAGGAAACGACAAAGCAACACAACAGGAAGCACCCAAAACCAUGUGAUCGCUGCAACCGCUGCAAGUGCAGGGAUUGCACGGCUGCACCGCCCCUUCCGGCCUGCUGGCUCUGUGGACGUCGCUGUCUGUGCUCGGCCGAGGCGAUGGUGGAGUAUACCACAUGUGUCUGCUGCCUCAAAGCGCUGCUCUACCACUGCUCCAGCGAUGACGAGGACUCCAGCGCUGAUGCUCCGUUUUCCUGCCACGAGUCCCAGAGGUGUAAGCGAUGGAGUACGGCAGCAGCCAUGGCACUUGUCCUGCCCUGCAUGCUGUGUUACGGCCCUGCCCGAGGCUGCCUGGCACUCUGCCAACUCUGCCACGACCACGCCCACCGGCCCGGCUGCAGAUGCAAGAGUCAACACGUAACUCACAAUUUAUGAUUCGUUUUUAUUUUGUUGUUUAGGCACUGAUGGAGGUGAUGUUUGUUUGUUUUGUGUAUGUUGUUUGUGUGUUCUUUUUUUAAUAAUAGGAUGUGGCAAGCCAUGACUCAUAGUGUUUAAUUCAGACUCAUUGUUUUUAGUUCUGACUUCAUAUUUUUUUAGUGCUGACUACUUUUCAUUCAUUAUUUUCAAUUUGGACCCAUUACUUUUAGUUUUGACUCAGUUUGACUCGUGUGUUUUUGAUUUGGAUGUUUUGGGAAAUUGUGGACGUGGGACAGGACACUGACAGUGCUGUAACAUUCACUUUUUCUAGGAGUUUUUCAGUUUUUAUUUUUGAUUUGUGAUUGUUAACGUUGUACUUUUAGCACUGUAGACCAAGAAACGUGACAGAGUGGAAAGUGGACUGUUUUUUUUUUUUUUUUUUUUUGCAUUGUGGUAUGAUUUGGACAGAUGGAGACUUAUUUGUUUCUUUGAUAUAUUUUCUUGUUGUCUUGUUCAUUUAUGUGUUGACACAAUGUAGUUCUGACACUGUAGAUGAAAGAAAGCAAAGUGGGAAGCAGCGACACUCAGUGAUUCCCUUUGACUCAUGAAUCUGGUUAUUUUUAACUCAGGAAUUUGAUUGUUUUUAAAGUUUUGUGUUUUGCAUUAUGCAUUUUCACUUUGAUUUUUUUUUUCUCUUUUUAAACUAAAGUCAAAAUUACCAUGUUUAUUAAUAUGUGUGUUGAUGUAACCAGCAAUAACACUUUUUACACUUUUUACAAAUGACACCAAUUUGUAAAUUAGUAAUUUGAUUAGUUCCUCAGAGAUGGUUUUAUUUUUAUACAUUUGAGCUGUGAAAAGUGUCAUGUCAUACCUGGACACCUCGACAGAUCUUUAUAUAUAAAACAUUUAUGGUGCAUUUAUUAGUGUUGUACAUACAUUUUUAAUAUUUGUGCUUUACAUGUUUUGAAUUAUCCCUGGAGCAAUACUUGUAAAAUUGUACAGUGAAAAAAAAUUUUCUAAUUUUUAAUUGUUUGAUGUAAAGGAUAUUUAUUUUAAGUUUUUAUUGUGCAAACAAAUAUUUAUUUUUACAGAAGCACCUAUCGUGCUAACAUUGAGAAACAUAAAUGCUGUAAAUAAUGCAAAUAAGAGUGUCAUGUGUGAAACUUAUAUUCAUUAUGAAGCAGAAAAUAUAUUAACGUUGUUGAAAUUCUCAAGGUCUUUUUUUUUCUUACUGCUUUUGUAACAUCCGAUUACAAAGAGGCAUUGUGGAAAAUUUCUGUGGCUUUUUGUUGCCGAGAUCUACUCUCGGGUCACGUUUCAGAAGGCAGAAUAGCCGAUAGAGAGAACACCUGGUACACACACAACCUCACAUAUGGAGACCUGGUUUAUUUCAUCACUUAUCAUAAACUAACUCACUCACAUUCAUGUAUUCAUGUAUCAUAUAUUUAUACAAUAUAAAACGCUUUUUUGUGAUCUGUUCUGAUUGACAGGAAUCGCCAUGUCACAGACUCAGUGCUGUGUGACUUACUUCUUAAAUUAUUAUUAGUCUGCAAGGAGACUGCACUAAGGCUGAGCCUGUACUUUACUCUGCGCCACUUUAAGAAUUAUUAUGUUCAUAUCUCGACCCCUGUGAUCUCCAGCUACAGUCUUAUCUUCAACUAUUUCUAUCUGGGUUUUCAGAGAACGUUUUUAACUUAACAGUUAAGUUACUUAACAGGUAUCUUUUAAUAGCUAUCUUAUAAGGAAUAACACAAUUAGGGGUGUUUGCUUAUAGGAAAAUAUGCUGGGGUGGUGUGAUUUGGAAUUACCACCCCAGAGUUGAUUAUUUUCCUGUAACAGCAUGCCCCCAAGAGUCUUAAUCCUCUUAAAGCACAGCAAUUAACUAUUACAAUUUAAUAUUUAUUAGAGAACAACACAUCAUUUACAUUUAUGGCAAUUGGCAGACGCCCUUAUCCAGAGCGACUUACAUUUAUCUCAUCAUGCAUUGUAUCCAUUUAUAGACCGUUUCAAACAUAAUAUAUAUAUAUAUAUAUAUAACAAAUAUUCAUGAGCAUAGGAAGUGACGUUGCUGUUCCUAGGACAUACCCAGUUGGCAGUAAACAGCCUUCAAAACAAUAGCGAAGAGCCAUAAUUCACGUGUCUGGUAGGUUGAUUUAAGGAUGUCAAAAAUAAAAUUAGGAUCAUGUUCUGUUCCCUCAGGUCACAGAUAAGGCAUUUAAGCCUUCUCUUACAUAUUGUCCCACAGCCAAAAGAAUUCCAGCAACGUAACUAUAAGCUCGUCUAAUCAGAUAAUCAGAGACAUUUAAAACCAGAGGCCAAUACGAAUUGCAUGUUCUAUUCUAAAUGGGUGAACACUCAGCUGUGUAAUGCAUUCAUUUGCCAAACAUGAAAGCUAAACAAUUAGCUAGCUAACUCACCCAGCCAUACACAUACAGUGUCCGCUUGCAAUUUCCCUUUCCUUCUAGCAAUAGACCAUUCUGAGUAGGUUCUAGACAGCGUUGGACUUGCUUCAACUAUGCAAUACACAAUAUAGAAGCCACCCACAUUAUAGGAGCGAAUAUUUCACACCUUUCCUCUAGCCGUAAACAUCCAAACUAUGAAACGCUUUCAGUGCUUCUCUGGUGUAAACAUUUCCAUAUCAACAAAGUAAUGAUGCACAUCAGGGUAAGGCUCUUCAGGCACAAGUUUUUAGUCCACGGAAAAAAAAAAAAAAG
Messenger RNA from Pangasianodon hypophthalmus (striped catfish), 4062 nucleotides. RefSeq names its product sprouty RTK signaling antagonist 2 (gene spry2). Gene Ontology annotation, biological process: negative regulation of Ras protein signal transduction; multicellular organism development; negative regulation of fibroblast growth factor receptor signaling pathway. The coding region runs from base 365 to 1366 and encodes 333 amino acids. The transcript is spliced from 2 exons. Gene Ontology annotation, cellular component: membrane; cytosol. NCBI's taxonomy places the organism in Eukaryota, Metazoa, Chordata, Actinopteri, Siluriformes, Pangasiidae. The record is from RefSeq and is a predicted model, not a curated record.